UAUAAAAUUUGAAUAUGGCAACACAGGUUUAUCGAAGAAACAUAUCGAGUUUUAUUUAUUUCUUGAAUGAAAGUGACAGCCGAAUGAGAAAGUAAGUAAAAAACAUUGAAUUUCUAUUUGUAUUUGUAUUUUAUUAUACAUUUCAGGAAUGGAAAACACUCCUACAACAUCAAAGCGGCAAAAGCGAAUUUUAAAUUUCGCGGAGGUUGAAGAGGCAGCUAAUAAGAGAGGUUAAAGAGUGGCCCAGGAUAUGGGACAUUACAAACCCAUUACAUUCUAAUAAAAAUGCUGUGGAACAGGCUUGGGUCCAUAUAAGCAAUUCGCUAGGCAAAAAUGUCAAUGAAUGCAAAGCCGGAUGGACAAGUCUACGGGAAAGUUAUCGCUACCACGCAAGGGUGGCACGAAAACACAAAAGCGGUAGCGCUGGUGGCUUAAUGCUGGAGGAACCUUCAUUUUCUGAAGCUAUUGAUUGGGAGUUCGCUGAGGAAAUGGCAUUCUUGCCAAAUGUGUCCCACAAAAGAAAGACUUUCACAUCCCCAGCACUUUUCGGAGAAGAGUCAAACACCUCUCCAUUAUGUACAGCGGAGGAAUCAAAUGUUUCACAACCUAAUGAAAGUUGUACACAGUACGAUUACGUGAGUACAUGUGAUCCAGCACCUCCAAAACGUUGUAGGUCAUCUAGCACAAGCCAGAAUCCUGAGGUAUGGAACCGUUUCAGUACUAUUUUAAAAAAACAAGAAGGUUGCUGGAAAACCGCAGGCGCACAACCAACAACUCACCUUACACACAAGCACUAUCCACUUUUGACUGGUUGUUAAAUCAGCUUCCACGGUAUAUUGGCGAUGACAUUUGCUUAACAAUUAAUAGCAUUCUUUUACAGAAAGUGGAAGAACACAAAGCAACAAUUAAUUAAGAAUAAAUAGCAUACUUUUACAGAAAGUGGAAUAAUUUCAAGCAACAAUUAGUGGCAUACAUCAUGUACGAAUAUAUAUUUUUAUUAGUUUUGGCUUUUAUUCUUUCGUUUAUUAAAUAUUUAUUAAUUUUUUACAAUAGUCUAGUUCAUUAUUUGUAUAACAUCAUAUACAUACAUCCACAUUUCAAGCUUUGUACAAAAAUGAGAAAAAUUCACCAAAUUUUCAUCAGAAUUUCAAUCUUAAUAAUUUUUGUACAAAAUUUUAAAUGUGGAUUUUCUAUGAUGUUAUACAUCAAGGCGCAUCCAUACAAGGUGGUGUCAAUUGCAUAUAAGUAAAAGUCCCGUGUAUUUUGUUAUUGCUUUUUGGUACAUCAGGAUGUCAAAACGAAAGAAAAUAGGAGAUAAUUUUCGCCCUUUCGUUUUGUUGACAUCCUGAAGUUACACCAUUUCGUUUUGUUGACAUCCUGAGGUUGCACAAUUUCGUCUUGGAUUACAUUCUCCAGUACUAGUGUAGAGACAAAAAUAUCCAAUCAGCUGUUCAAAUAACACCACCUUGUAUAGAUGCGCCUUGGUUAUACAUAUAAUGAGCUAGACUUUUAUGAUUAAUAAAAAAUUAAUAAAUCUUAAAUUAACAAAAGAAUUAAGCCGAAACUGGUAAAAAUCUCGCACACCUAUAUUUUUGUAAAGAAAGUUUAACAACAGUAAGAAAAGUACUGACUAGGUUUAAAGAAAAAAUCUU
This is a messenger RNA of Rhagoletis pomonella (apple maggot), 1652 nucleotides long. RefSeq lists its product as uncharacterized. The coding region runs from base 435 to 818 and encodes 127 amino acids. The transcript has 4 exons. Lineage: Eukaryota; Metazoa; Arthropoda; Insecta; Diptera; Tephritidae. The record is from RefSeq and is a predicted model, not a curated record.